AUGGAGGGUUCCGCCACCACCAACGACGUGGCCAUGGUGGAAAUCCCCAUCGCCGAAGCGACGCAGAUAUGUGUGACGGCGCUCGAAAAGGCCGGAUACUCGACGAGCGACGCCGAGACCAUCACCGACCACCUGGUCGACGCGGAGCUCAGGGGCGCGCCGUUCGCCGGCCUGGCUCGCGCACUGAGCAUCAUCGAUCGGCUCCGGGAAUCUGGACCCGGACCAGGACCAGGAUCAGGGUCGGGAUCAGGGCCGGGGUCAAGAUCAAGAUGGGAUUCUGCAACUCCCCAAUCCUCCACCGACAUCGAGGUUGUCAGCGAUGGCGCCUCGUUCGUCCGGCUCGACGGCCACGACGCCGUCGGCUACCUGGUAGCACGCCGGGCCACGGAGCUGGCGAUCGAAAAGGCCAAAACGUCGGGCGUCGCCGUCGUGGGCGCCAACAACUUCUGGUACAGCGGCAAUCUGGCGUACUAUGCCGAGCAGGCGACGCGGCAGGACCUGGUGUGCAUCCUGGCGUCCAACACGCUGCCGCUGGUCGCGCCCGAAGGUGCCGUCGAGGCCAGGUUCGGCACCAACCCGAUUUGCAUUGGCUUUCCGACGUCGCGCGUCGAUCGGCCUGUGAUUUGGGACAUUGGGACCAGCAACAUCAUGCAUGCGCAGAUGAUGCGGGCGCAGAGAUUGGGCAUUGACUUGCCCGAGGGGGCUGCGUAUAGUAAGGAGGGAGAUUUGACCACCGAUCCAGCAGCCGCUCUCGAAGGAGCAUUGACAGUCUGGGGCGGACACAAAGGAAGCGGCCUAGCAGUGAUGGUGCAGCUCCUCGGCAUGGCCGCAGGGAGCAGCGCGAUCCCAUCGACGCUGAGCGGCUUCGGCUACCUAGCGCUGAUGUUCGACCCAGCUGUGCUGCGCCCGAUCGAGGAGGUGAAAGGGGAAGCUGACGAGUACGGCGAGUUCCAUCGCUCAGCGCGCACGGCGGACGGCGAACAUGGCGGCGUGCGCAUGCCGUUCGACGGCAGCUAUGAGCGCCGCAAAGCCACCACGGAGCGGGGGUCGCUAAACGUUCCGGCAAAGGUGAUUGACCAGCUGCGGCAGAUAGGGGUGCAGAACUAA
This is a messenger RNA of Capronia epimyces CBS 606.96, 1107 nucleotides long. RefSeq lists its product as uncharacterized. The transcript has 2 exons. Gene Ontology annotation, molecular function: oxidoreductase activity. The record is from RefSeq and is a predicted model, not a curated record. Bases 1 to 1107 code for a protein of 368 amino acids. Lineage: Eukaryota; Fungi; Ascomycota; Eurotiomycetes; Chaetothyriales; Herpotrichiellaceae.